AUGGAAAGAGUCAACAGCACAUCGUUGACUGAGUUCAUUCUCACAGGAAUUCCCUACCCACUCAGACUAAGGACAUUUCUGUUUGUGUUCUUUUUGCUAAUCUACAUCCUGACUCAGCUGGGAAACCUGCUCAUUCUAGUCACUGUCUGGGUAGACCCGCAGCUCCAUGCCCGUCCCAUGUACAUCUUUCUUGGUGUUCUCUCCGUCAUUGACAUGGGCAUCUCUACCAUCAUUGUCCCCCGCCUCAUGAUGAACUUCACUCUAGGCAUCAAACCCAUCCCCUUUGGCGGCUGUGUUGCUCAACUCUAUUUCUAUCACUUUUUGGGUAGCACCCAGUGCUUCCUCUAUACCUUGAUGGCCUACGAUAGGUACCUGGCAAUAUGCCAACCCCUGCGCUACCAUAUUCUCAUGAAUGCUAAGUUGAGUACCUUGCUUGUGACUGGAGCUUGGGUGGCAGGAUCCAUCCAUGGGGCCCUCCAGGCUAUCCUAACCUUCCGUCUGCCCUACUGUGGGCCAAACCAGGUAGAUUACUUCUUCUGUGACAUCCCUGCAGUUUUGAGGCUAGCCUGUACUGAUACAACAGUCAACGAGCAGGUGACCUUUGUGGACAUUGGGGUGGUGGUUGCCACUUGUUUCUCCCUGAUCCUCCUCUCCUAUGUACAGAUCACUCAGGCCAUCCUGAGAAUCCGCACAACUGAUGGGCGGCGCCGAGCCUUUUCAACCUGUGGGGCCCACGUAACCAUGGUAACCGUGUACUAUGUGCCCUGUGCCUUCAUCUACCUGAGGCCUGAAACCAACAGCCCCCUGGAUGGGGCAGCUGCCUUAUUUCCCACAGCUAUUACUCCUUUCCUCAACCCCCUCAUCUACACUCUGCGGAACCAAGAGGUAAAGCUGGCCCUGAAGAGAAUGAUAGGAGGCCCUGGGACUAAGAGUGAGGUUUGA
Messenger RNA from Acinonyx jubatus (cheetah), 942 nucleotides. Its product is annotated as olfactory receptor 10G3. The record is from RefSeq and is a predicted model, not a curated record. Gene Ontology annotation, molecular function: G protein-coupled receptor activity; olfactory receptor activity. The transcript has a single exon. Gene Ontology annotation, biological process: G protein-coupled receptor signaling pathway. Gene Ontology annotation, cellular component: membrane. The coding region runs from base 1 to 942 and encodes 313 amino acids. Lineage: Eukaryota; Metazoa; Chordata; Mammalia; Carnivora; Felidae.